GCUGUAUGCUGCCUGUAGUCCGGGUACCGGGGGCAAGUCACUUCCUCGUCCUGCGGAGAGGAUAAAGCAGUGACGUACUGUUGGUCGCUACACCGCUGCAGAGGGAAACCUGUCCGCCGACCGGGACAAACGUCGAGACCACAUCUCGCGAACAAACAUCAUAUACUUAAAAGUGGGCGGCCCGUAAUACUCACGCGCGCAGAAUCCUAAAAUGUUUUGCCGUAAGCCACGAGGAUAGGCUGGCGGUUCAACGCGGCGCUCUACCGGGGGAUCGCGCGGAUUUGACAGACUCCUCCCGUUACCGGCUUCCUCACUGUGUGGUGCAUCCGCGGCGAUGUCCUUGGUAAGAAGCGACGAGGAGCAGCGAUGGGUGCCAACGCACGUGCAGGUAACCGUGCUGCGGGCCCGAGGGCUCCGCGCGAAGGGCAAACACGGUACCAGCGACGUUUACACCAUCAUCCAGCUGGGCAAAGAGAAAUACUCCACGUGCGUGAUGGAGAAGACCACGGACCCGGAAUGGGGUGAAGAGUGCUCGUUUGAGCUGCAGCCGGGCAUACUGGAGGAGGGAGGGCGAGAUGCGUACCCGCCCGGUAGUGGAGACCUGACCCUCACCGUUAUGCACCGAGCUCUCAUAGGACUGGAUGUCUUCCUUGGCCAAGCUGUUAUACAACUGGAUAAAGCCUUCCAGGAACGGAUAUGCAAGAAAAAUCAGUGGUACCGGCUGCAUUCUAAAACCGGCAAGAAGGAGAAGGAACGUGGCGAGCUUCAGUUGAACGUGCAGUUCACCCGACACAAUUUAACGGCCAGUAUGUAUGACCUGUCCAUGAAGGACAAACCUCUUUCUGCUUUUGACAAGCUCAGAGAACGCAUACGGGUUAAGAAGCGGUCCAACGAAGAAGAUUCUUCUUCGGCCAUCGUCGCUGGGGGAUACGGAUCGCUGGUACGGGUGCGGGGGCGGUUGCCGAGCGAUGGGGGCGGCGAGGAAGACUAUGAGGACGAUGAAGGUGGGGAGGCCCGGAGGAGUAAGAUGAGAAGUUUUUUCCUACGUGGGAGGUUGAGGAAGUCCUCAGACACGCGAUCCAGCACAUCACUGGGCUCCGAGAGCAGCGAAUCUUCAUCGCGGGGUGGCAGCCUCAGCCCGACAGCAGGCAUCAGUGUUGUGGUCUCAGAUCUGUCCAAUUCUCCAAGUAAUAGCAGUAACCUGACUGCAGACAGUCCAGAUCACACAGUGGCUCCCUCACCGCAGGUUUCUCCUGUCAGACAUGUGUAUACUAAUGAGAUGUGUGACUUCAGCCUACCAGUGCCUCAUUCUAUGUCGUCCGAAAAAGACACCCUGAUUCUGCUUCCUUCAGUGUGUCUUAACGGGAAUCCAGUGGAAACGUCCCCUCUUACUCAUCACCCACCAUCCAUCAUACUACAGCAACCUAAACUAGAGUCAACCAAACCAGAAACUCAAGCGAUUGAGCUGCCAACUCAGCCCAAGAAAACCCAACCGACAGGGCCGAAAUCCCAAACUAGUACUGAGAUCAAGCUUUCCAAAACUACGUCAAUGCCAAGGCCUGAGCCCCAGCUUUCAUCUCUAGGGCUGAUUCAGAAGGGCUCUGCCCUUUCCCGUUCCUUGCAAAACCUCUCCCCCCGCGGUGAAGAAAGGCAGAACGUCGGUCCCGCUGAUGGACGCCGCUGGUCUUUCGAUAAACCCGGAGAGGAGGAGAAAGCCGCCAUCGUAGCAGCAUUAGAGUAUGCUGGGAGAGUUACAGAUGAGUCUGUGAUGGAAACCGUAAAACCUGUUGGAGAGAGAGACACUCAAAGUAAAAAGAGGAGGGGCCUGUUCUCACAUGGGAAAGGUGAGUCUCCUGGGAAAGGACCAAUCAGAAACAAAGAGGAAGCAGAACAUGCUCAACAACUUGUCGAAGGCAAACACAAAGGAUGGUUCAGCUCCAAGGACGCGCACAGUAAACCCAGCUCGAUCCACUUUCAGUCCGAGUCGACGUCAUCCUGGUUUGAUGGUAAUCUUACCCCUGAUUUGCUAAGGAUUGACAUAAAAGGACACUCAGGGAUAUCCAAAGAAGAUGUCCCGAUUGAUCCUUUUAUUUCUAACUUGGAGACACAGACGGAUGCGGAUGACUUUGGAAUGUUUGCUGAGGACAGACUGAAGUCUUCAGAGAAGGUCAAUGAAACAGAGAAUUUUGUUACAACCCCUACUGUCCUUAUGAAACUUAAUAAUCAAGAGCCCUCAGGUGAUUCGGAUAGUUUAACUAUGUUGAAUACUAAUGAUCUGACCUAUUUAGAAAAAAGUGCUUCAGCAGGUACUUCAACUGGAGAGAUGUCUAAGGAAACUCCUGCUCACGCACCUCAAGUUUCAGGAAGUGAAGGUAAAUCUAACUCUAACAUACCUGAUCUCACCAGUCCUGAGGUGUUUGGCUUCCCAGAAUUUUCUCCCAAUGUAUCCGAAAUCUCUUUACCUGAAAAUUCCAGUUUGGAGUUUUCCGAACUCAAUGCACUUGCACGCCCUUAUCCUGUGCUGCCACGUGUCUCCCAGAAUGCUCAUACGGCCACUGAAGACCAUCCUGAAAUUUGCCUGACCUCUCAAAAUGCUCAAUCAUCUGUCAUACAACCUUCAUUAGCAGAAGCUGAAUUUUUUUCGACUAAACUAAUCACCAGUGAGUUGUCAGAAGAUGCUCGUGUGACUCCUGAAGUAUCAAAAGAUAUUGAGUUUGCUAAAGAUAUGAAAUCUGUGGAGGAUCCUGUGCCAUGCUGUACAGACGUCAGCUCUGGUGACACCGAGGAGCCAUCCAAAGUGACAUCUGAUUCCACAAGCAGAGAAUUAGACCACCAGCCUAUUGAUCCUUGUCAGUCUCCAAAGAGCGACAUUAUUCCAAAUAAUAUAAACCAUUCGAAUGAAGGGUUUUUGGAAUCGAAUGCCUCACUUAUUGACUUCACUGAGCCUUCAGGAAUCCACAUUUCAUCAGCACUUAGUUCCCCAAUGUCAGCAGCUUUGCUAGUACCAAUGAAGAAUGAAGAUAAUUCAGGUGCAGUUACGAACACAAAGAGUCAAAAUGAAUCAAAAUAUGGCCUUCCGAAAAUUGAAGAAAAUGAAAUCCUUGUUCUGGGGAAUGUAAAUGAUAUCCCUUCCUCCCCAGCACUUUCAAAAGCAGUAUUUGAUCAAAUAAAUGUGGAUGGACAGGAAGCCUGUGUAUUUCCAAACAGUCCAUCCAAGGACGUUCUAAAUGACGACGUACUUUCUAACAUUAAUGGAGGACAGGAAGUUAAACAGUCUAAUGGGCAGGCCAUCCCUGAAGGACAUUUUAAUCCCAACAUUGGAGUUAAAUUGGAGACCAGUGAAGAUUUAUUUAUUCCAGACUCUGAAAGCGUGCUCUUUCACACCAUGUACAAAAGUGCUGAUUCUGAACAGUACCUCACUUGCGUAUCUCAGCGGGAUUCAAUAUCCCCCUCCCUAGAGCUUACUCAGGAUGCAAUGCCGGAGCGUGAUCAAUCUGGGGAAGACGCUUCCCAAUUUGGUUCUUUGCCAAACCAUAUCGCAGUCCCAGAUAUCAUGCCUAAGAAUGACACCUCUAUAAAUGAUCGUGAGCCAAAUCAGGUUAUAGUGGAACAUUUAAAACCUCAGAAAGCCUUGCCGAAAAAUGGAGAUGUUCUGCUGAAUAACUGCGACCCUUCAGUGGACAUUCCUCAGUAUGCCUCACCAAAAGAUACGAUGCCAAAAAUGGAUAUCUCACAGGAUCUGAUAGCAGAACUUGAAGCGCAGCUCGCACCGUUAAAAACUGAAACAUGUCUUGUAGAUAACUGUGAAACUUCUCCAUUUGAACUAAAUACUUUCCACAGUGAGCGAUCAGCUAGGCGUGAAUCAGAGGUAAAGUUGCAUUUCAUAGAUUUGACCGAUCCGAAUGUUUGUGUAUCAAAUAGUGCAUCCGAGCAAACAUCUAGCAUCACUCAGGACCUGGUUAUAACAGAUUUACAUCUGCAGAACAUUUUUGUUCCCCAGCACAUCACACGCCCCGAAUCUGCAGAGACACGCAAUGGCCUUGAAUCGCACAUUAAACCAGCAGAGAGUCUAAAUAAAAUGCAUGUAACGCCAGCUGUGACACCUGAUUUAUUCUCUGUUAACUGGCCUCCUUUAUCUCAGCAACAUCCAUCUGACCCUCAGACAUUGGCUACAACAGAUAAUCAUAGCCCUUACUUUCCACCAUCUGUGUUUGACCUUUCACCUGUAGCUUCCUCAACACCGCAAGUAGCGGUAGGCAGUAAUGCGUGGCCCGAGCAAUUUCCCUUUCCCAUAAUUCCCCCCACCGCAGAGGAGUUAUGGCCAGAUCCAGCAUUUACUGCUUCAAAUAAUCCUUUUCUCCCGGAGAAAACUCAGACGAUCAAUCAUCAGAGCAGUCCACACCCGGUGAAGCCAUUGACACCCCCUGAUGACAAAAAAUCUGAGGGUCGCUCAGUACUGGACAAGCUUAAAUCCACCAUCCACUCAGGACGAAGCCAUCAUUCGGACCAAGAAGCUGACAAGAAGCUGCUAGUGGAGGGAGGUGGGUCAUACUAUCAUCUAAAUCACAGCGAGCUGGUCAAUUUAUUGAUCCAGAGAGAUACUGAGCUCAAGCGGGAGAAAGAGGAGUUUGAGAGGCGAGGGGCGUUGCUGGAGAAGCGCGAGAUGGAGCUCAAGAAGAUGAAAGCCGUCAUCAGAGAUCUAGAGGACUACAUCGACACACUGCUUGUACGCAUAAUGGAGCAGACGCCUAUGCUGCUGCAAGUCCGCUCCAGGAUGAAAUGAUAAAAGAUACGCUCCGCAAAUCCUGGGUGGACGUCACAACCCUGCACUGCUACAGCAACCAUAUUAAUUUAGAGUUACAGCUGGUGUUAGUUGAUGGUUAGUUUUGGCAGGUAUGCGUUGAUGGUUAAAGAUUGGCACUCUCUUCUGCCGUACUUGUUAGCUGAUAAACACUUUGUACCAACAACAAAUCAUUUAGACACAUCACAGUCCAGCUAUGUACCAAAAUCACCUGUCGGUCUAAAAGAAAGAAGUCUUCCAAAGUGAGAGCGAUUGGUUAGAGAUGCACGAAGAAAAAACAUUGACUUAUCUUCUGUUUUUCCAUCACAUUUUGACGUGUUAUGCUCAGCUGGUUGAUGAAAGAAAGAAAGAUCUUUAAAGCAAGCAAAUAGAGCAGAAUCAGCCAGUUUCGAAUCUGCUUGUGCCUCCCUAAAUGUCUUCCGCACUUUACUUAAGAGCUUAGGAGCCGAAGCUCACACUAACUGACCUUCUAGCUCCAGUUUUGUGGGUCAGUGUCCUUCCUUGCCCAUGUCCUUGCUCGAGCCAAUGCACGCACAUCGCUGCCAGUGCUUUCAGGUGUGAUGAAUGGGACAUAUACUGUAUUCAUUGCAUAUAUGCCCUUUGGACAAAUGCCAAACGCUGCCUUAUCAUACAGUAUUUCCUCUAUUCUGUUGUCGCUGAAGUCAUCACUUUAAUUAGAUUGCACAUCAUAUUACAAUACAAAGGCGAUGAAGCGUUUAAAGUAUAACUUUGCCAAGACUGUUAAGUAUAGAAAAGAACAAAUUGCGAGUCUGUAAUAGUAAAAGAGAGAAUGAUAACCGAUGCUCUAAGUUAAUGUUACAGUAUUCUCAAUACAGCAUUGGCUCUGGCCAGUCAAUGUCUCUGUAAUGAUAUUCUGAUGUUGCCACUAUCAGUGUUGCCACUGUCUGUGUACAAUGUAGCACUAUUAUGUGUAGAUACUGUAUGUGAUAGAGGCAUAUGUCACAGCACUUUUACAGUUGUUCUUUCUCAUCCGCUUAGAAAGUACACAGUGGAAAACACAUGCACAGAAUAAUAAUCCUCUAAACACAGUGUUCAUGUGCUACUGAAUCUCUGAUAGUCCCUGCUAGGAAACUCAACAUUUAUCAAUGAUAUAUAUCUGUGAUGAGAAGCACUUAAAGUGUGUUCUGCCACCCGUGCAACCUUCAGUUUGUCUCACAGACUACUGAGCGAUUUGUACGUUUAUGAAUGUUCGUUUAUUAACGCUUAACUUAAAAGUUUACAAAAGAGUAUGUUGUUUUAAUGCAAAUAUUUAUUGCUUUGUUUGUUUUAAAUAUAUAGUUUGUUUCUGAAGUUUUGUUCAUUGUUUGCUUGUUUUCUUUAAAUGCAACCUUUGUUGUUAUGCUGGUUGUGUACAUAACAUUUUGUUAUUUAGCCCAGGUUUCUAUUUCUAAAGGUCAGUAGUAACAAAGCAAUAGAUGUGAAGGCCAGGUUUUGCAGAAUUUUAGAGAUUAAUAGUUUUCUAGGUUUAAACUGAUGGGGUGUGAUACGUUUGUGUAGGUUACUACUGUGUUUAAUGCCAGUUUAUACAAAUGCUCAUACACACACAGCCUGCAGCCUAGUGAGGAGGUAUGUUCAAGUGUCCUUGGCUGAAUGUUAUCAAGGAAUGUGUCUAUAAGAAUGAGUGUAGAAGAAUAUUUGUAUGCUUUUAAUGGUGAAAUUGAUAAUCAAAGCUACAUUUUAUGUAGUACAAACUCUGGAACUUCCAAAUAAAAACUUGUGUUUACUAUA
Molecule: messenger RNA, 6550 nt
Organism: Misgurnus anguillicaudatus (oriental weatherfish)
Lineage: Eukaryota; Metazoa; Chordata; Actinopteri; Cypriniformes; Cobitidae
Gene: rab11fip5a
Product: RAB11 family interacting protein 5a (class I)
Biological process (GO): regulated exocytosis
Cellular component (GO): recycling endosome; mitochondrion; phagocytic vesicle
Molecular function (GO): small GTPase binding
Source: RefSeq, a predicted model, not a curated record